GUCGAGACUCGAGACGUCGAGUCGAGUCGUCCGUCUGGCGUCGGCCUUCCCUGGCACCCUUAGACGAUAUAGUCUUUACUUUUUGGUCCAAGAUCUGGCAAGUCCAGUCAUUGCAGAAAAUAGCCUGAAUCCAAAAAACCGGAAAGGCACUGUAGAAGGAAACGUCUCUGACGCUCCACGGCUCAUGAAAACGAAUCGAAGCUGAGAAGUGGCUACUCGACGUGGGCCAUUUCUGCCCUCAUAAUAUUCUCUCUCUCUCUCUCACUCUCUCUCUCUUAUUUUAUUUCUCUUCACCGGUCAUUACCCAUUUACCCCUCUCUAGUCCGUCUCUCCCUGCCAUAAACUGCCACUCCAGAAAAUUGGAACCUCUCUAGUUCUCUCCCUCCCUCCUCGGUCGCUUAAUUCUGUGGAUUGAUCCCGUCGUUCCGAAACGCUGCAACUUGGACAUCUUUCUUCAAACAGUUUGUGGAGAGAUGGGCGAGAGUUCCAUGGGGGCACUUGUGCCUUCGGUGAAGACGGAAGCAAAAUUGUCCGCGGUAGUAGCAGGGUCGUCAGAGGCCGCUGAUGAAGCAGCGGCAGCAGAAGCUGAAGGAGGUGCAGCCACAACGAUGCCGGAUACGGGAGUGGCCGAGUUCGAUAAGGACUUCUUGUGCCCGAUAUGCAUGCAGGUCAUCAAGGAUGCCUUCUUGACGGCUUGUGGCCAUAGCUUCUGUUACAUGUGUAUUAUUACUCAUCUUCACAACAAGAACGAUUGCCCUUGUUGCGGCCGCUAUCUUACUAACAACCAGCUCUUCCCCAAUUUCCUCCUCAACAAGCUACUGAAGAAGACUUCUGCUCGUCAAAUAGGGAAAACCACAUCACCCAUAGAGCAUCUUCGUCGGGCAUUACAACAGGGAUGUGAGGUGUCAGUUAAGGAGCUAGACAGCUUAUUGACUAUCCUUCUGGAGAAGAAAAGAAAAAUGGAGCAGGAAGAAGCAGAGACAAAUAUGCAGAUUCUGCUUGACUUCUUGAACUGCCUAAGGAAGCAAAAGCUUGAAGAGCUGAAUGAGAUACAAAACGAUCUUCAGUAUAUUAAGGAGGAUAUUAAUGCUGUAGAGAGACAUAGAAUAGAGUUAUAUCGAGCAAGGGAGAGAUAUUCAGUGAAACUGAGAAUGCUUCAUGAUGAUCCUAUGGCUAUAAAAGCAUGGCCAUCUUCAAUGGAUAAGCACAGUCCUGGCCUUCUAUCUAGUGCUCGUAGUGCACAAGGGGGAACAAGUUCAGGCAACUUUCAGAACAAGAACGAUCUAAAGGCUCAAUUGAGUUCUCAGGCACUCCAAAGAAAAGAUGCUUUCAGUGGAUCAGAUCCACAAAAUGUUGCUACUCAAUCUGGACUUGCUAUAGCGAGGAAAAAACGGGUUCAUGUACAGUUCAAUGACCUACAAGAAUGUUACUUGCAAAAACGGAGACAUUGGGCCAGCCAAUCACAAAUGCAAGAAGAAAGGGGUCCAAAUGCCAUUAGAAGAGAAGGUUAUCAUGCAGGUCUUGAGGAUUUUCAAUCUGUAUUAUCUACCUUUACGCGAUACAGUCGUUUGAGGGUAAUUGCAGAACUCAGGCAUGGGGAUCUUUUUCACUCUGCCAAUAUUGUAUCAAGCAUAGAAUUUGACCGUGACGAUGAGUUAUUUGCUACUGCUGGAGUUUCUAGGCGCAUUAAAGUUUUUGAGUUUUCCUCGGUGGUGAAUGAACCUGCAGAUGUGCAUUGUCCCAUUGUGGAAAUGUCCACGAGAUCCAAACUUAGUUGCUUGAGUUGGAACAAGUACACUAAGAACCAUAUAGCUAGUAGUGAUUACGAAGGGAUAGUCACUGUUUGGGAUGUAAACACUCGACAGAGUGUGAUGGAGUAUGAGGAGCAUGAAAAGAGAGCAUGGAGUGUUGAUUUUUCUCGCACAGAACCCUCAAUGCUUGUGUCUGGUAGUGAUGAUUGCAAGGUUAAAGUGUGGUGCACAAAGCAGGAAGCCAGUGUACUUAACAUCGACAUGAAAGCAAAUAUUUGUUGCGUCAAAUAUAAUCCUGGAUCUAGCAUACAAGUAGCGGUUGGUUCUGCAGACCAUCACAUUCACUAUUAUGACUUGAGAAAUGUCAGCCAUCCGCUCCAUGUUUUCAGUGGGCAUAAGAAAGCUGUUUCAUAUGUAAAGUUUUUGUCUAACAAUGAGCUUGCUUCUGCAUCUACUGACAGUACAUUGCGGUUAUGGGAUGUGAAGGAAAAUAUGCCACUCCGUACAUUUAGAGGCCACACAAAUGAGAAGAACUUUGUGGGUCUCACUGUAAACAGUGAAUACAUCGCUUGUGGCAGUGAAACAAAUGAAGUGUUUGUUUACCACAAGGCAAUCUCCAAACCUGCAGCGGGGCAUAGAUUUGGUUCUUCUGAUGUGGAUGAUACAGAAGAUGAUGCAGGACCUUACUUCAUUAGUGCAGUGUGUUGGAAGAGUGAUAGCGCAACUAUGUUAACAGCUAACAGCCAAGGAACGAUCAAAGUGCUUGUACUCGCAGCUUGAAUAGGGAAAGAAAAAAGGUAAAAAAAAGGGAAAAUAUAUAAAAAAAUCCAUAUACCCAUCUUUUUUGCUAGGCAUAUACCCAUCUUGAAUCUCCCAUUGUUAAACGUGAUGACCCUUAUAUUGUAUAUAUUAUUAAAAUGUCCAAAAUGGUAGCUUCAAAAGGUUCAAAUUAAA
Messenger RNA from Nelumbo nucifera (sacred lotus), 2705 nucleotides. Its product is annotated as E3 ubiquitin-protein ligase COP1. The record is from RefSeq and is a predicted model, not a curated record. Gene Ontology annotation, molecular function: ubiquitin protein ligase activity; protein binding. Lineage: Eukaryota; Viridiplantae; Streptophyta; Magnoliopsida; Proteales; Nelumbonaceae. Gene Ontology annotation, biological process: proteasome-mediated ubiquitin-dependent protein catabolic process.